This is a messenger RNA of Rhipicephalus sanguineus (brown dog tick), 1635 nucleotides long. It is a transcript of the gene Pyroxd1, whose product is annotated as pyridine nucleotide-disulfide oxidoreductase domain-containing protein 1. The transcript is spliced from 11 exons. Gene Ontology annotation, molecular function: oxidoreductase activity. Lineage: Eukaryota; Metazoa; Arthropoda; Arachnida; Ixodida; Ixodidae. The record is from RefSeq and is a predicted model, not a curated record. The coding region runs from base 124 to 1632 and encodes 502 amino acids.
AAAACGUGUGCCGUGAGUUGUGUUAGUUGUGUUGUGGUGGUUUCGGAACGCGUUCCUGUCAUUCUUGUGAAACGAAUAGCAAAGGUUAAUAGAGUUGCUCGUGACCCAUAAACCACCAGGAAUAUGGAAGUUGCAACAAGCACCAGUGAUGUUACUACUCCAGGGGAAAUAUCGAACCUCAAAAGCGCAUUUGUUGUGAUCGGUGGCGGCAUUGCGGGCGUGUCGUGCGCUGAGCAGCUCGCCGUUCAUUCCCCAAUGGAGUCGAUUCUACUCAUAACGGCAUCGCCUAUUGUAAAAGCCGCAACGAACGUUGUAAAGCUUCGCAGAGUCAUGGAGAGUUUUGACAUUGAAGAGCGUUCCAUGAGCUACCUGGAGCAGCAGUACAGCAACAUCAGUGUGCUGCAAGAUGUGCUCAUCUCUCUGGAUGCUAGUUCACGGAAUGCCUUCCUCAAGAGUGGUCGUGUGAUCAGUUACGGGAUGAUCUGCCUUUGCAUUGGCGCAAGACCUCAGUUAAUUUCCAAUGACAACCCACUGGUAUUGGGCAUUCGGGACACAGAGACUGUCCAGAUGCUGCAGAAUCGACUUGGUAGUGCCAGGCUCGUGGCUGUCAUUGGUAAUGGCGGAAUUGCCACUGAAUUGGUACAUGAAAUACGUGGCUGCCAAGUCCUUUGGGCUGUGCGCGAAAACAGCAUUGGUGCUACCUUCUUUGACCCUGGAGCUGCACAGUUCUUUCUGCCACAUUUGAGUUCUGAAGGCACUCAGAGCUCAGCGAAAGCAGAGCAGGACACCACCGCAAGUGGUGGAGACUCCGAGUGCUACAGCCAUGUGAACCAGGACCCUUUGCCUCCAGGAAGUGCUUUGGGGCCAGACUGGGCGAAAGGUCGUAGUUUGGAAGGUGGAAGUCAGAAGAAUGUGCACAUUGAGUACAGCUGUGAGGUGCGCAUGUUGCUGACACCUGCCGAGUUCGAGCAGAAGGGUCUUGUCGACUCCAGCUGUGACUUCAAGUGUGGCUCCAACUGGCCCGUAUAUGUGCUCCUGACCAAUGACAAGUGCUUUGGUGUUGAUCUCAUCGUGAGCGCAACUGGCGUCACACCUAAUGCAGACACCAUCAGUGCACCUCAGUUAGACGUGGCCACAGAUGGAGGUAUCGUGGUGGACCGCCAGAUGAGGUCCUCACUGGCAGGUGUGUAUGCAGCAGGCGACGUUUGUACGGCAGGCUGGGAGCCUGCGGAGCUCUGGUUCCAGCGGCGCCUAUGGACGCAAGCACGACAGAUGGGCCACUGGGCAGGCACAUGCAUGGCAGCCCACUGGUCAGGGAGUCCCGAUCCUUUGGCAGAUGCCCGUUUUGACCUCUUCUCCCACGUGACACGCUUCUUUGGAUAUCGAGUGGUCCUUCUGGGUGUCUUCAAUGGCCAAGGCUUAGCGGGCUGCAGUGCCCUUGUGCGCGUGAACCCAGGCCAGGAGUACAUCAAGCUGCUUCUCUAUGACGGGAGGCUGAAGGGCGCCGUGCUGAUUGGAGACACAGACCUGGAGGAAACUUGUGAGAACCUCCUGCUUGAUCAACUCGACCUGGGCCCACUUGCUAAUCACCUGCUUGACCCCGAAGUGGACAUUGAAGACUUCUUCGACUAACCU